Aspergillus pseudotamarii is the source of this 1746-nucleotide messenger RNA. RefSeq names its product major facilitator superfamily domain-containing protein. Lineage: Eukaryota; Fungi; Ascomycota; Eurotiomycetes; Eurotiales; Aspergillaceae. The record is from RefSeq and is a predicted model, not a curated record. The transcript has a single exon. Gene Ontology annotation, molecular function: transmembrane transporter activity. The coding region runs from base 1 to 1746 and encodes 581 amino acids. Gene Ontology annotation, biological process: transmembrane transport.
AUGGCAUCGGAGACUGCUACCGUCGAAGUCUCUCCGGCCUACAUCCACCAGGGGAAAGAAUUGGACCUCCAGAAGCGCGAUGAGCCGACUCCAGAAUGCGAGAAUGCGGGUUUCCGCAGCGUAGAAGGCCUUAACAAGGUUUUCCACAACACUGGUCUCACUGGCCGCCUAUUCCUCGCUACCAUUAUCAUCUCUCUUGGUCUCACCAUGUUUGUUUACGCCAUGGACGAGGGGGUUACGCAACAGUUUACUAUGGUUGCGGCCUCCUCCUUCGAUAUGCAUGCCCAGCUGGGCGCCGUAAAUACCGCCAGCACUUUAAUUAAUGGUAUCUCCAAGCCAGUGGUUGGCAAACUGGCAGACGUCAUAUCCCGUCCGACAAGUUAUAUCAUCUCUCUAGUUUUCUAUGUUGUAGGAUAUGCUGUUGCGGCCAGCUGCACGAACUUUGUGGCCUACACCGUCGGUGUCGCCUUGACGGCGGUGGGCAAGGCAGGCCUAAACAUCCUCUGCCAAAUCAUUGUUGGUGACUUGACGACACUGCAAUGGCGCGGCUUCUGGACCAGCAUGAUUAUAGCUCCCUACCUGGUGACCACGUUUACCAAUGGUUUCAUUGUGGAUGCAUUCGUCCCGGAUCAGUGGCGAUGGGGUUUGGGUAUGUUCGCUAUUAUGAUCCCAAUUCUGCUCUCUCCGGCGAUCAUAACAUUAUAUGGCACACAACUGAGAGCGCGCAAAAUGGAGGUAAUGGGGAGUGGUCCGCCAGAGAAAGGCGACAAGAGCCCUCUGCAUACUGCCUGGCAAUGUUUAAUUGCGAUCGAUAUUCCCGGCCUUGUGUUGCUCGGCUUCUCCUUCUCGCUGAUUCUUCUCCCUCUAUCGCUCGCAGAAUCUGCCGAGAGCGGCUGGAAGAACCGUAGUAUGAUUGCCAUGGAAGCUACUGGUUUUGUCAUCCUGGCGCUGUUUGUUGCCUUUGAGAUUUCCAUUGCGCCGAAGCCUAUGAUGACGAAACGGAUCAUUGCAAACAAGGUCUUCCUUGCGGCAUUGGGUGCCAACCUUUUCGAUCAGAUGACCACUACUCUCGCAAGCAAUUACUUCGCCUCGUAUAUCUAUAUCAUCAAAGAUUGGGAUAACUACACUUGGACGGUCUUUACGGGUGCCAGGAAUCUUGCGAUCACUGUAUUUAGCCUGGUUGGUGGGUUCCUCCAGGUCAGAUAUCACCGUUAUAGAACCCAGAUGAUUGUUGGAGCCGUACUGAAGGUUGUUGGCUACGCUAUGUGUCUCACGAGCGACCAGCGAAGUACCCAAAGCACUACUGCCCUCGCUAUCUCACAAGUGCUCCUGGGAACAAGCGCCUUGACUGCCCUUGGGUCACGAAUAGGAGCCAUGGCCUCCGUUCCUCACGAGGAUAUGGCAUCCAUCAUCGCGGCCUACUUCCUUUGGACGUACCUGGGUAGUGCCGCCGGGUAUGCCAUUGCCUCUGCCAUCUGGACGGAUAAGAUGCUCGGGUUCAUGCGUGACGAGUUGCCGGGCACACCGGACAGUACACUCCAGGAGAUCUAUGGUUCGGUUAACAUCCUUCGCACAAAGUAUGACCUGAAUGAUCCCAUUCGCGAGGGGGCCAUCAGGGCUUAUACGCGCACAAACGGCAUAAUUUUUAUUGCUGCCGCCGCCAUUUCCACGCUGUCUAUUCUCUGCUCGUGCUUGAUGCCCGGUAAUUCCCCCCUUGCUCCUUCUCCAACUCACCGGACAGUAUAG